Drosophila biarmipes is the source of this 2915-nucleotide messenger RNA. RefSeq names its product protein piwi (gene piwi). The record is from RefSeq and is a predicted model, not a curated record. NCBI's taxonomy places the organism in Eukaryota, Metazoa, Arthropoda, Insecta, Diptera, Drosophilidae. The transcript has 8 exons. Gene Ontology annotation, cellular component: P granule. Gene Ontology annotation, biological process: regulatory ncRNA-mediated gene silencing. The coding region runs from base 83 to 2677 and encodes 864 amino acids. Gene Ontology annotation, molecular function: protein binding; piRNA binding.
UGAAUCAGUGCGUCGUUUUCAAAGUUCUUCGUUCUUCCAUUCUUCGCCGGUUCGUGAGUUUGAGUCCAAAAACGCUGAAAUAAUGGCUGAUGAUCAGGGACGUGGACGCAGGCGUCCACUUAAUGAGGAUGAACCCUCAACUUCUGGAGGAAAUAGAGAUGGGCCGCAAAGCAAAAUACUCAAAGGAUCUUCAUCGGAUGGCUCGCGGCCAGGUGACUCUAGAACAGAUCCUCGUGGAGACCGCGGUGACAUUCACCAUGAUCGAGAGAGAGAGGUGCCUGGUCCAGCUCCCAGACAAGAGGAACGUGGACUUCCAGCUCCGAGGCAAGAGGAACGUGCACCCCCAGAGCGUAAGCCGCGGGGUGACCACUUUGAUAUCGUGAAUUCCCGUCCGGUUGACUUGGUAUCCAAAAAAGGAACGGAUGGAAAACCAGUAUUACUGCAAACAAAUUUCUUUCGACUAAAUACUAAGCCCGAGUGGCGAAUCGUACACUACCAUGUGGAGUUCGAGCCAAGCAUCGAGAACCCUCGCGUCCGUAUGGGAGUUUUGUGGAAUCAUGCUAGCCUCCUGGGAUCGGGAUACCUUUUUGAUGGAGUGCAACUGUUCACCACCCGUAAAUUCGAUCAGCAGUUAACCGUUCUUGCUGGGAAGUCUAAACUAGAUAUUGAUUACAAAAUAUCGAUCAAGUUUGUUGGAUUUAUAUCUACUGCAGAGCCUCGCUUUUUGCAAGUUUUAAAUCUAAUAUUGCGCCGCUCGAUGAAAGGUCUAAAGCUGGAGUUAGUGGGUCGCAAUCUCUUUGAUCCACGGGCUAAGGUCGAAAUUAGAGAGUUCAGAAUGGAGUUGUGGCCUGGCUACGAAACUUCGAUUCGCCAACACGAAAAAGAUAUUUUAUUGUCUACCGAGAUAACUCAUAAAGUCAUGCGCACUGAAACGGUCUACGAUAUUCUGCGACGUUGCUCGCAAAAUCCAGCUAGACACCAGGAUGAAUUCCGUGUGAAUGUUUUGGAUUUGAUUGUUUUAACAGAUUAUAAUAACAAAACCUAUCGCAUCAAUGAUGUUGACUUUGGACAAACUCCAAAGUCGACAUUCAGUUGCAAGGGUAGGGAUAUCAGUUUUGUGGAGUACUACCUAACUAAAUAUAACAUACGCAUUCGGGAUCAUAAUCAGCCGUUGUUGAUAUCAAAAAAUAGAGACUCGGCUCAAAAAACCAACGCCAGUGAAUUGGUGAUCCUUAUUCCUGAGCUUUGCCGAGUGACUGGUCUUACUGACGAUAUGCGAUCAAACUUCCAGCUAAUGCGUGCCAUGCAUGGUCACACGCGAAUGAAUCCCAAGCAACGCAUAGAUCGGCUGCGAAAUUUUAACCACCGCUUGCAAAGCACUCCAGAAAGCUUGAAAGUACUGAGAGACUGGCACAUGGAUCUCGACAAGAAUCUCACAGAAGUAAGAGGCCGCAUAAUUGAACCACAGAAAAUAGUGUUUCAACAUGGAAAAGUUCCGGCUGGAGAAAAUGCCGAUUGGACAAGAUCCUUUAGAGACCAAAAGAUGCUAACCACACCGACCGAAGGCCUCCAUCGCUGGGCAGUCAUUGCUCCAGAACGAAAUUCUCGUGAACUAAGAAACUUGCUGGAACAUUUGUUUAGAGCAGCUGGUGGAAUGGGGCUCAGAAUUAGAAACCCCCAUGAAGUGAAAAUUUACGACGAUCGCACGGCAACUUAUGUGCGAGCUAUGGAUGACUGUGCUCGAAUGGAUCCCAAACUGAUCUUAUGCCUGGUCCCCAAUAACAACGUGGAAAGAUACUCGUCGAUUAAAAAGAGAGGAUAUGUUGAUAGAGCUGUGCCAACUCAAGUUGUAACGACUAAAACGGCUACCAAUCGAACCCUAAUGAGCAUCGCUACAAAAAUAGCAAUCCAAUUGAAUUGCAAGAUGGGAUACACUCCCUGGAUGAUCGAGCUUCCCUUGUCUGGGUUAAUGACGAUUGGAUUUGACAUUGCUAAAAGCACACGUGAUCGCAAGAAGGCUUACGGAGCGCUGGUCGCUUCCAUGGAUCUUCAACAGAACUCUACAUACUUCAGUACCGUCUCGGAGUGCAGUGCCUUCGAUGUGCUGUCCAAUACCCUCUGGCCAAUGAUAGGCAAGGCCCUGCGUCAGUACCAUCGAGAGCAUAAGAAGCUGCCCACCCGUAUCUUAUUUUAUCGGGACGGUGUCAGCUCAGGUUCUCUAAAGCAGCUAUUCGAAUAUGAGGUGAAGGACAUCUUAGAAAAGCUGGAAGCGGAAUACAAGCGUGCCAACUCCGCUCCGCCGCAGGUCGCUUACAUUGUGGUAACCAAAUCGAUGAACGCGCGUUUCUUUCUCAAUGGACAAAAUCCACCACCUGGAACUAUCGUAGAUGACGUUAUUACUCUCCCCGAGCGCUACGAUUUUUACCUUGUUUCCCAGCAAGUUCGACAGGGAACAGUGUCGCCAACGAGCUACAACGUCCUUUACAGUAACUUGGGUAUAAGCCCAGAAAAAAUGCAAAAGCUCACAUAUAAGAUGUGUCAUUUGUACUACAAUUGGUCAGGCACAACACGUGUGCCUGCGGUUUGCCAGUAUGCGAAAAAACUUGCUACCCUUGUCGGUACAAACCUACACUGCAUUCCGCAAAAUGCGCUGGAAAAGAAGUUUUAUUAUCUAUAAAUCUAUGUAUUCAUUAAGAAAUCUUUGAAUCUUAACAGGCAGACCAGGCCUUUUUGUUUACAAACAUUUUCCUUUUACGUUAAGCAUAUGCGCAGAAAAUAUGGUUCUACCAUAAAAUGUUUUCAAUUCUUUUGGCAAGAAAACGCAUUUAAAAGCCCUAAGAUUUAAAAUUAUUUUGACUUCCACAAAACUUGUCUGUUUCUAACAAUCAAUAAAAAAAUUUCAAAACCACGAAAAA